Molecule: messenger RNA, 1005 nt
Organism: Ambispora gerdemannii
Lineage: Eukaryota; Fungi; Glomeromycota; Glomeromycetes; Archaeosporales; Ambisporaceae
Source: the annotation of a GenBank genome assembly
AUGGCUGUCACGUCACUUCCCGUUGAUUUGCUUUCACCAUUUCUCAAACCUCUUGCCACCGACAAAAAAUCCAUGUACAACUGCUUGCUAGUAAGUCGUUUGUGGUGCCGAACUAUAGUUCCGUAUUUGUGGCGUAACCCUUUCCAAUUAAUCAUAUACGACCGGCAAAAUCGUAGUAAAACUCAAGCUCUACUUAAAACAUAUUUCAUUUGCCUCGAAAACGAUAAAAAGUCUUCACUACUUCAAGAAUUUAAACUCGACGCUCUAGGUACUCUAUCGGAUCUCUCGUCGCCAACAUUUCAAUAUCAAUGCUAUUUGGAGAAUUUACCUGACAGUAGAUUACUUUCAUCGAUUGGGUCGUGGUUUACUAAACCUGAAGCAUCGGCACAAGAUAGAUUGGCCCAAUCUUUGUGCUUCAAAGCAUUAUUUGAGAUGUUUGUACGAGAUGCCAAGAAUCUUAAAGUUUUGGAAUUAUGGGGAAUCUUCUGGAACUUGUCAAUUGAUAAUACUGCAAUAAGUGAAAUUAUCCACGCAAUUCAGAUUCAGCAGACUAAAUUAAAACAAUUGAAAAUAUCUUUCAGAAAUGUACUCAUCAGCAACGAGAAAGUUAUUCGCAGUGGAAAACAAAUGUCAGGCAUCGUUGAAUCACAAAAGAAGUUGGAAUCGAUAAUAAUCGACCAAGGUGGCGGUAAAUGGAUGGAUAUAUGCUUAAACGCGUUAACAGCUCAGACAGCUUCUUUAGAAGAGAUUACUUUCAAAGAGUGUAGUUUUGCCAGAUCUUUUUCAUUGCAGAGUGGUUAUUUUGAGAAGUUUGUAAAUUUGCGUAAAGUUGAGUUUCUUGAUUGCGAAGGUUUAAAUGAUGAAUUUUUGACAUCUUUGUCUGGUCAAGUAAAUAUAAAUAUGGAUACGAAAACAAUUGUAUUUAUGCCAAACGACGACAUUAAAAGUUAUAAUGUAUUUGAUACAUUUGAUGUUACAAGGCAAAAAAAAAUAUGUAAAGAUUAG